Messenger RNA from Ornithodoros turicata, 2167 nucleotides. Its product is annotated as phosphatidylinositol 3,4,5-trisphosphate 3-phosphatase TPTE2-like. The coding region runs from base 290 to 1837 and encodes 515 amino acids. The transcript is spliced from 15 exons. Gene Ontology annotation, molecular function: phosphatidylinositol-3,4,5-trisphosphate 3-phosphatase activity; protein tyrosine phosphatase activity; monoatomic ion channel activity. Gene Ontology annotation, biological process: negative regulation of cell population proliferation; phosphatidylinositol 3-kinase/protein kinase B signal transduction; transmembrane transport. The record is from RefSeq and is a predicted model, not a curated record. NCBI's taxonomy places the organism in Eukaryota, Metazoa, Arthropoda, Arachnida, Ixodida, Argasidae. Gene Ontology annotation, cellular component: plasma membrane; nucleus; cell projection.
AUUUUUUAGACACAUCGCAGUUCUGUCAAGUUCAAGGGGCGGAUAUGCAAAUGAACAGCCUGCGUGCUUUUUAUGCUUCUUUUUGAGCGUAGGAUAUGAUUAAUCAGCAUAUGCAUGGACUUUGCUACGUUGUGGCGUGUGACACCUCAGAGUAUGUGACGUAUCCGCUUGAGAAACGUAUGCGAGUAGCAUGUAGCAGUACUCGCACACCGGCCGACUUAUGGGGUCUUGAACGAUAAUGCAGUAGAAAGCUUGCAGGGUGCUACAUCUGAGGAAAUGGAUCGUAUGGAUGACAAAGUAUAAGCAGUUCCAGAAUGAGAGUAUGGAUUCACCGGGGUUGACAUCCGGUGAUGUGGAGGCAAAUCAGGAUAGGACUGAAGAAAACACGAUGGAGAACGGUCAUAAACUUAACAGUACAGUACUGGAUACAGUAGAUGACAAAGUUGCUAGGGACAUCCUGUUACGAAGAUUUGUGGAGCACCUCGGCUUCAGGCUCUUCAGCUUCAUUCUGAUUUUGAUUGACAUCAUUAUCCUCAUCGUAGACUUCUCGACCCCGUCAGAAAAUGAAAAGGGAUAUGACAUAGCUGCUCUCUGUUUUGUGUGCUUUUUCGUAGUCGAACUGCUGCUUCGAUUGUAUGUACAAGGUCCAGCAGUGUUCUUCAGGCGAUGGUACAACGUCGUAGACUUUGUGGUGGUUAUUGUUUCGUUCAUAACCACCACCAUAUAUGCGUCCAUAGAAAUGUCGGGAUACGUCAAGUUGAUCGUGAUCGGUCGUGUUGUGCGUGUCGUCGGUCUCAUUAGAAUCUACACAGAAAAGAAGAACCUGACUCAUGGCGCACGCCUGGUUGUGUCCGAAAACAAGCGCCGUUACCAGAAGGAUGGGUUUGACCUUGACCUUGUUUACGUCACAGACAGAAUUAUUGCAAUGUCUUACCCUUCAUCUGGAAAAAUGUCCUGGUACAGGAAUCCAAUUAAGGAAGUGGAGAGGUUCUUCGACACCAAGCAUCCUGACCAUUACCGCAUCUACAACAUGUGCAGUGAACGGACAUACGACAACACACACUUUCAUGGCCGCAUCGAACGGGUACUCGUCGACGAUCACAACGUCCCUUUGCUCAAAGAUGCUGUAGAAUUUGUACGUAGUGCUCAGGAGUUCCUGGCUGACCACCCACAAAAUAUUGUGGCUGUUCACUGCAAGGGAGGAAAGGGUCGGACAGGAACAAUGAUCUGUAUGCUGCUUGUUGAAAACAAGCUCUUCGAAUCUGCAAAGGCUAGCCUAGAGUACUUUGGAAACAUUCGAACGGACAAAACUGUUGGGACCAAGUUCCAGGGGGUGGAAACACCAAGUCAGAACCGUUAUGUCGAGUACUUUGAAGAGGUGAAGGACAAACACCAUGGUGAUGUGCCAGAAGAGAUUCCCUUGAAGGUGUCUGCAAUUCGGAUUUACAGGCUUACUGGAGUCGGAGCUGGAACAGGAAAAGACUUCUCGUGUGAAGUGUUCCAAGGGCGCACUAGGGUGUUUGAGAUGGACUUUGGACGGCAGAUGAACUGCCAGGCAAACUUUCGUGUCCAAGCUGACGUUCUGGAAGUCACGCCCAUUAACUUCCCAGUUGUGCAAGGAGAUGUGAAGUUCAGGUUCUGGUGUCUAAGUUCGUCUGUGCCAAGAGGAUAUGAAGAUUGCCCAUUCUACUUUUGGUUCCAUACAAGCUUCAUAAAGGACAACAGGCUGUUCCUGCAAAGAGACGUCCUCGACAAUCCGCACAAGUCCAAGACCUGGAAAGUUUACCACGAAGACUUCGCAGUCGAGCUGCUUUUCACCCCUCAAGCAACGUCAUGAUUUUCCAGUACAGCUGCAUUUCGCAUUUGUACCUCCUGAUAUCGAGAGCCAGUAUUUUUUGAAUAUUUAUGUACUUACAUUCUUAACAUUUGAGCUUUGAGCUCUCCCUGUACUUUAUGCUCAUUCAUAUAGUAUUCUCAUUUUGAGAAAGAUAUACGUUCAAAGUAACAUUCCUAUUUUUGUACAGAGAAGUUCUUCUUUGGAGCAGAUACUUAAUGCAAUGUGUCAAAGGCCAUCCAAAUGUUCAUUUAUAUAUACAUGUUGUAAGUAAUGUUUUUGCAUCGUUGAACUGAAAAUAAAACUUAUUUGAAUAAAUGUGUUUUCCAGUGC